CGUUGGUGGGUUUGUAUUUUGCUCAUAACAGGGUUAAAAUGCAGGAGGUUUCUUGAAUGAGAAUGAGCUGAACAAGGAGGACUCAGAAGCUGAUCAUCGCUGCCAAGUCUGUAGAUCAGCUACAACAAACUUUAUGAUGGUGCUUUGAGGUAAAAGUCAAAUGAUCGGAGUAGCUUUCUUGGCAAAUAUAUCUGUUCUUGACAUUUCAAAGGAGGGAGAAAACCAUGGAGGGACAAGCAAAGGGGACCCAACUAAAGACAAAGACAAAAACUUUGGAUUUGAACAAAACAUGACCAGGUGUUAUGAUUAAUGCUCAUUCAACAUUACUAUUACCCAUCACUCUCUCUCUAUCUCUGAGGAAAACUAACCAUCACCAAACUAGUCUACUUUUAAUUGGUUUCUUCUGCAUCUUUCUCUGCUUCUUGAACAUAAUUCUUCCUUCAUGGACAAGCAUCACAACCAUCUUCUGCUACAGCAUCAUCAACAUCUCCACCACCACCAGAAGCUCUCUCUUGCUAAAUCUUCUAGGCAAAGCUGUAGUGAAUGGAUCUUUCGAGACGUCCCAAGUGAUAUAACCAUAGAAGUAAACGGAGGAAACUUUGCUCUUCACAAGUUCCCUUUAGUCUCUAGAAGUGGAAGAAUCCGUAGAAUCGUCGCAGAACACAGAGACUCAGACAUCUCCAAAGUGGAGCUCCUCAACCUCCCAGGAGGAGCAGAGACAUUCGAGCUAGCAGCCAAGUUCUGCUACGGGAUCAACUUCGAGAUCACCUCAUCAAACGUCGCGCAGCUCCUCUGCGUCUCUGACUACCUCGAGAUGACAGAAGAGUACUCCAAAGAUAACUUGGCUUCGAGAACAGAGGAGUAUCUCGACAGCAUUGUCUGCAAGAGCCUCGAGAUGUGCGUCCAAGUCUUGAAACAGUCAGAGAAUCUCCUCCCUCUCGCGGACGAGCUCAAUAUCGUAACCAGAUGCAUCGACGCCAUCGCCUCGAAGGCCUGCGCCGAGCAGAUCGCCUCGAGCUUCUCGCGGUUGGAGUAUAGCAGCUCCGGGAGGCUUCACAUGAGCAAGCAAGCUAAAGGUAACGAUGGAGGAGGUGGAGACUGGUGGAUUGAGGAUCUUUCUGUUCUUAGGAUUGAUUUGUAUCAGAGAGUGAUGAACGCUAUGAAGUGCCGCGGCGUGCGUCCUGAGAGUAUAGGAGCUUCCUUGUUGAGUUACGCAGAGAGACAGCUGACAAAGACAGGACAUCAAGAACACGAACAAGCCGUUGUUGAGACAAUCGUUGCUCUUCUCCCAGUUGAGAAACUCGUUGUUCCUAUAAGUUUCCUCUUCGGGUUGCUUAGAAGAGCGGUGAUGCUUGAUGCUUCGGUGUCAUGCAGGCUUGAUCUAGAGAGGAGGAUCGGUUCUCAGCUUGACAUGGCGACGUUAGAUGAUCUCUUGAUCCCUUCUUUUCGUCACGCGGGAGAUACUUUGUUCGAGAUUGAUACGGUUUAUAGAAUCUUGGUGAACUUCUCGCAGCAAGGAGGUGAUGAUAGUGAGGAUGAAGAGUCAGUCUUUGAAUGUGGUGAUGAUAGUAGUCCGCAUACGCCUUCUCAAAGCGCAAUGUUUAAAGUUGCAAAGCUUGUAGAUAGUUACCUCGCUGAAAUUGCUCCUGAUGCUAACCUUGACCUUCCCAAAUUCUUGCUCAUUGCGGAAGCUUUACCGCUUCAUCCUCGCACUCUUCAUGAUGGGUUGUACCGUGCCACUGAUCUCUAUCUUAAGGCACAUCAAGGGUUGUCAGAUUCAGACAAGAAGAAGCUGUCAAAACUUAUAGACUUCCAGAAACUCUCACAAGAGGCAGGAGCACACGCUGCGCAGAACGAGCGGCUUCCUCUGCAAUCAAUAGUUCAGGUUCUCUACUUUGAGCAGCUUAAGCUCAGAAGCUCCUUGUGCACUUCUUACUCAGACGAAGAGACAAAGCCUAAGCAGCAGCAGCAGCAGCAUCAGUCAUGGAGAAUCAACAGCGGAGCUCUCAGCGCAGCAAUGUCCCCGAAAGACAACUACGCGUCUCUGAGGAGAGAAAACAGGGAGCUGAAGCUCGAGUUAGCUAGGCUGAGGAUGAGGCUCAACGAUCUGGAGAAGGAGCAUAUCUGCAUGAAGAGAGAUAUGCAGAGGUCUCACUCGCGCAAGUUCAUGAGCAGUUUCUCGAAGAAGAUGGGGAAGCUUAGCUUCUUUGGGGGGAAUCAUAGCUCAUCAAGAGGAUCAAGCUCUCCAUCGAAGCAGUCUUUCAGAACUGAUUCAAAGGUGAUGGAGAGAACAUGCGCAAGCAUGGAUUAGCAAGCUCUGUCAUUUUCUUUCUUAUAAUCUCUUUACCUGUUGCUGCUACUUGUUGAGUGCCAAGACUAGGCUGUGAGUGAGUGAGUGAAUGAUAUUAUUCUCAGUUACUCUGAGUUUCAAUCUUUUGUAAAUGGAUUUGAUUUUGAUUAAAGACACAAACAAAAGGUCUCUUAAGAGAGAAUAUAAUAUCUGAAGUCUUACAAAGACAAGGCAGAGAGAUAAAGAGUGUAAACCCACGUAGACAAACACUCAACGACCCACAAAGAUCGAGUCCUCAAGAGGAAGGAGUCUUGGUGUAAGAGCGGAUACCGAGAGCCAAGCC
Brassica oleracea var. oleracea is the source of this 2633-nucleotide messenger RNA. RefSeq names its product BTB/POZ domain-containing protein At5g48800. The coding region runs from base 443 to 2311 and encodes 622 amino acids. NCBI's taxonomy places the organism in Eukaryota, Viridiplantae, Streptophyta, Magnoliopsida, Brassicales, Brassicaceae. The record is from RefSeq and is a predicted model, not a curated record. The transcript is spliced from 5 exons. Gene Ontology annotation, molecular function: protein binding.